Messenger RNA from Pieris brassicae (large cabbage white), 721 nucleotides. RefSeq lists its product as uncharacterized. The record is from RefSeq and is a predicted model, not a curated record. NCBI's taxonomy places the organism in Eukaryota, Metazoa, Arthropoda, Insecta, Lepidoptera, Pieridae. The coding region runs from base 114 to 680 and encodes 188 amino acids. The transcript has 4 exons.
GAUAAAUCGGCAAGGAACAAAGAUAUUUAACUGAAUAUUUUAAUAUCGUACGUAAUUUAAAGAUAACAAUUUAUCAAGAUUUCUUCAAGUGUUGAACAGUGAAAACAAUGUGAAUGAAAACAAAAAGACUAGUAUUAAUUAUGUGGAAUAUUGAAAGGAUUGUAGUAAUAACAUCAAUUUUAUACGCUUCAGCCGUAGCUCAGUCGAACCGUAAUGACACACGAUGCUUCCAAUUCACGUGGCUUGGUCCCCGAUAUGAUAAUCAAAGUGUCUUCUUGAACGCGACCUGCAAUGAUGCUACACGACUUGCGGAUGGAAUACCAUGCUAUCAGCCUCUCGUUGUUUCAGAGGACGGCACCUGGCCAGAUAUGGAUUACAUUUGGGCAAACCAUUUUAACGCAACGACAUGUGUACUCACACAAAAUGAUAUCUGUGCAAAAUAUACUUACUAUUUCAAUGGACAUCCGGAAAAUUCAACCUACAUGUGUACUAGGGCCGUAGAUAAUAAUAAUACAGCAAUCACUAGUGGGUGCUAUGAGCAGAUGUCUGGAAGUUAUCGAACAAGGGUUUGCUUCUGUCGAAGUGUUCUUGGGGGAGUGCCGUGUAACAAGGGCUUUGCUGUCAUACCGUCGAUAUUUGCGGCAUUGCUAGGCUUCGUUGUUUUUAUUAUUAGAAACUAAAAAAAACAGUAAUGUAUGUUAUAAAUAAAGACAAGGAAAAA